Molecule: messenger RNA, 327 nt
Organism: Prorocentrum cordatum
Lineage: Eukaryota; Dinophyceae; Prorocentrales; Prorocentraceae
Source: the annotation of a GenBank genome assembly
AUGUUGACAGGCCGGGGGGCCCUCUCGACGCCGUCAGUGGUCUGGCUGGCCGACGCCUGCUCUCAGGGAACAAGCAAUGCCAUGAGCAUAAAAACUCAGACCUCCGAUUUUUUUAUGGUCACGGCAUCGUUUGUUCCCCUGUGCUCCGGCGGCCAGACUCGGAGCCGCCAAUGUGUGGUCCUCACCGCUGCGUCAGGGCCCUGCCUCGUGGAGAGGCGCCCCAGCGACCACCCUGCGGGGGACCGCGCGGGCGGGCCAGGCGUGCACUGGCGGGAGUGCCCAGCGGCGCGCGCAGAGUGUGUGUGUGUGUGUGUGUUAUCGGGGUAG